Merops nubicus (carmine bee-eater) is the source of this 1143-nucleotide messenger RNA. Its product is annotated as serine/threonine-protein kinase WNK2-like. The transcript is spliced from 4 exons. NCBI's taxonomy places the organism in Eukaryota, Metazoa, Chordata, Aves, Coraciiformes, Meropidae. Gene Ontology annotation, cellular component: cytoplasm; cytosol. The record is from RefSeq and is a predicted model, not a curated record. Gene Ontology annotation, molecular function: chloride channel inhibitor activity; ATP binding; potassium channel inhibitor activity. Gene Ontology annotation, biological process: positive regulation of potassium ion import across plasma membrane; monoatomic ion homeostasis; protein phosphorylation. The annotation marks the transcript as partial.
AUGAAUAUUGAUGGGCCCGUCGGUGGCGGGAGGAGCGGGGCGGACGCUGCUGCAAUGCCGGGAGCCCCAGGAACACCUUCCCCGCCGCUCCGCACCACCUGCUCCAGGGAUCCCAAAAUGGUCCAUCAGCGGUUCUUGCGGCGGAGUGUGGUGGACUCGGACCAGGAGGAACCUGCUUUUGACCUUCCCGAGUCAGAGAAUCAGAGGAAAAUUAUCUUGCUCCCUAAAACCAGGAGGAUAAUUGCGGAGAGGGCAAAAGCCGGGCAAGGCGCUGCGGAGAAGGUGCGCCUGGAGUCUGAGCCUUCUGGGGAGCUGAAGGCAGCGCCAGCCCCUGACGCUGUCUUAGGGGCUGAGGAGCAGAAGGAAGCUGGCAGAGAUGUGGAGAGGAAAGAGGCGUCUGACGCUUCCAAAGAUCAGACCAAGGCUAAGAAAGAGGAGCCUGAGGAGGAGGCUGAUAUGAAAGCGGUUGCCACCUCGCUGGAUGGCAGGUUCCUAAAGUUCGAUAUUGAACUCGGGAGGGGAUCCUUCAAAACGGUCUAUAAGGGUCUGGAUACAGAGACGUGGGUGGAAGUUGCAUGGUGUGAGCUUCAGGACAGAAAACUCACAAAAGUAGAGAGGCAGAGAUUUAAAGAGGAAGCAGAGAUGUUGAAAGGUCUACAGCAUCCAAACAUUGUGAGAUUUUAUGACUUCUGGGAAUCCUGUGUAAAAGGCAAAAGAUGCAUCGUGCUGGUUACUGAAUUGAUGACCUCUGGAACACUAAAGACAUAUCUGAAGAGAUUUAAAGUGAUGAAGCCAAAAGUCCUUCGGAGUUGGUGCCGGCAAAUCCUGAAGGGUCUUCUUUUCUUGCACACAAGAACUCCACCAAUAAUUCACAGAGACUUAAAAUGUGACAAUAUUUUUAUUACUGGACCAACUGGAUCUGUGAAAAUAGGAGACUUGGGUCUGGCAACCCUCAAGAGAGCUUCGUUUGCCAAAAGUGUAAUAGGUACACCAGAAUUUAUGGCCCCAGAAAUGUAUGAGGAACACUACGAUGAGUCUGUGGAUGUCUAUGCUUUUGGAAUGUGCAUGUUGGAAAUGGCUACCUCAGAAUACCCUUACUCAGAAUGCCAGAAUGCUGCUCAAAUUUACCGGAAAGUAACCUGU